AUGGGUGGCACUCGUCUAGAAGCUCCCUCUCCCCAUACGAAUCCCUGUUCUACCAUCGAAAAGUGGACGAGUUCCAGUUCCAACAACCAAGGGGUUGUGACACCAGCCCAGAACCCAUGGCAUGCUGAAGCCAUUCAAGGAUACGCAUUCAGUCCGUCGCACUCGCCUACGGGGCCAAUGCCUGCGGAGGUCCCCCGUCUGUUCCCCUCCUACAAUGACGACUGGUCCUCAUCUUUGGCAACGUCUGGUUCGGGUCAAUUCAAACCAGGGCUACGACGCCUGAACGAGCCUAAGAAUUGUCCAGACUGGACGUGGGACUCAGAGGGAAGCGCUUCGUGUGAUGCACGGCACGACCCCUCCUACGCUUCUGUGCCAGCAUCGGGGGCUCAUCACCACUUCUCCGACGGUACCAAACCAACUUAUCCGGCAACGAACCCAAUUGCACCAUCUUCAGCUAGUCCUUCUCCAUCGUACCCUCUUUCAAGACAGGGUACUCACAGUUCCACGACACUUACACCCGCGAUGGGCUGCGAUGAUAGACGGUCGAGCUCCGACGACACCGAAGAGGAUAGCAACGGGGAUCCUCCAUACUCUCUCCUCAUCUACCGAGCCCUGAUCUCUGCUCCUGGCAUGAAAUUACCACUCCAGGGGAUCUACAGCUGGUUUGAGAAAAACACUGCCAAAGGGAAAGAUCGCAACUCGAAGGGGUGGCAAAACAGUAUCCGUCACAACCUAUCAAUGAAUGCGGGAUUUGAGGCUGUCCGAGAGGAAUCCACCCCGGGCAAAAAAGCAGUCAAUUUUUGGCGCCUGACGGACGAGGCCGUGGAAAAGGGUAUCCAGUCUACGACUCGUUAUAGGAAACAGGCCAACUACAAGAAAGCGCUCGGUUCAGAAGCCCCAGCCCCUCAGCGCCAACGAUCCGGGGCUAAGGGGGGCAAGGCGGCCAAGUUCACGGCCAAAUUUCGAGGGAAUCUAAGCCAUGAGGACCUUCGAAAGGAGCGUUACCGUCAACGACUGUCAUGCCAGCGACGACCACCCAAGGACGUUUACGGCCAGUACCGGCACACAUCCUCAAUGACAACUCCCGCCAUGUACCAUGUGCCCGCUGGAUCGGCGACGCCGCUGACUCGCACGCCGGAUGGAUCCUUUGAUUUGGGCAGCGUCGUUGGCUGUGCUGACCCUCCCUGCACUCCUAUCUUCUGUGACAUGGCGGGGUCGGGACCGGACUGUCUAGCGUUGGAUACAGGGUUCUUGGGAUGGAACGGAAUCCAACCAUUUCCUCCACAAGGGGUGGUGAAAGGCCCCGAAAUCGCAUCGGAAGUCCAUUUCGGGGUGUAG
Molecule: messenger RNA, 1338 nt
Organism: Aspergillus terreus NIH2624
Lineage: Eukaryota; Fungi; Ascomycota; Eurotiomycetes; Eurotiales; Aspergillaceae
Product: forkhead box transcription factor
Exons: 2
Coding region: 1-1338 (445 amino acids)
Biological process (GO): regulation of transcription by RNA polymerase II
Molecular function (GO): DNA-binding transcription factor activity, RNA polymerase II-specific; RNA polymerase II cis-regulatory region sequence-specific DNA binding
Source: RefSeq, a predicted model, not a curated record